AUGUAUUCUGUCUCUGUGUUGGACAUGGUUUCAAACCUAGGAUUCGUAUUUGGAACAAGUUCAAACAACUCAAAAGAGAGCAGAAGAAUUGCUGUAGGUGAAAUAACUGUUGGAGAAAUGACUUCGUUGGAAAGAGUGGUUAAAGAAUCUAAGAACAAUUAUAAAAAAGUCGUAUCCGCACAGGCAACCGUUGACGGUGUUAAAGUUGAUGGCAUUGACACAAAUUUGGCUGUCAUGAAGGAACUACUUUAUCCUCUAGACGAACUUAGGAAGUCUCUUCAAUCUUUGGCAUAUUGGGAUGAUCCAUUGAAGUCUUCAGGAUUUUGUUUGUUCUUCGGUUACAUUAUCUGGAGGGGUUGGCUUGGCUAUGCAGCAGCACUAUUUCUCGUGUUCCUUUCAAUUUUUAUGAUACUUACCCGAUGUUUUAAUCAAGGUAGGCCUGUAACCGAAAUCAAAGUAGUAGCACCUCCACCAAUGAAUACAAUGGAACAGCUUUUAGCUGUUCAGAAUGCUAUCUCUCAAGCCGAACAGCUCAUACAAGACGGUAACAUAUUUCUUCUCAAGAUCCGCGGCUUGGUAUUCUCUAUUUUUCCUCAGGCCACGGAGAGGAUGGCAUUUGGUCUUCUAACAGCAGCAUUGGUUUUGGCUUUCUUACCCUGUAAAUACGUAGUUCUUCUAUUGUUCUUGGGGAUAUUUACGAUGUAUUCGCCUCCAAGGAAGGCUAGCACGGAGAAAUGGGAGAGAAGGUUGAAGGAAUGGUGGUUCAGCAUACCAGCUGCUCCUGUUAAACUCGAAAGAGAUAAAGAGGACAAGAAAAGAAAGUGA
Vicia faba (fava bean) is the source of this 825-nucleotide messenger RNA. The record is from the annotation of a GenBank genome assembly. NCBI's taxonomy places the organism in Eukaryota, Viridiplantae, Streptophyta, Magnoliopsida, Fabales, Fabaceae.